Capsicum annuum is the source of this 4657-nucleotide messenger RNA. Its product is annotated as LRR receptor-like serine/threonine-protein kinase FLS2. The transcript is spliced from 2 exons. Bases 81 to 3557 code for a protein of 1158 amino acids. Gene Ontology annotation, molecular function: ATP binding; protein kinase activity; protein binding. Gene Ontology annotation, biological process: protein phosphorylation. Lineage: Eukaryota; Viridiplantae; Streptophyta; Magnoliopsida; Solanales; Solanaceae. The record is from RefSeq and is a predicted model, not a curated record.
AUAAAAUCUUCAUUCAUUUUCAGCUCAAGGUGUUGUCAGACAGCGAAACUUUUUUUUAUCUUUUUCGUCUUUUUGAACUAAUGAUGGCACAGACAAUUGGAUAUGCAUUAGCCAUACUUUCUACUACCUUUUUCAUAGCUCUGUCCUUCGGGGAAACUCCAAGCUUAGAAGUUGAAGUUGCUGCUUUGGAAGCUUUCAAGAAUUCAAUCUCUGAUGACCCUUUUGGUGUACUUGUGGAUUGGAAUGACGCAAAUCACAACUGCAACUGGUCUGGAAUCAUAUGUGAUCCCUCUUCGAACCAUGUCAUCAACAUUUCGCUUAUUGGGACACAGCUCAAAGGCCAAAUUUCUCCAUUUCUAGGAAACCUCUCCAAACUCCAGGUUCUUGAUCUAACUUUGAAUGCAUUUACUGGAAAUAUCCCACCCCAGCUGGGGCAUUGCACAGAGCUGGUUCAGCUCAUUCUUCAUCAAAACUGUCUUUCUGGUGAAAUUCCUACCGAGCUAGGAAACCUCAAAAACCUGCAAUUAUUAGAUCUCGGCAAUAACUCUCUGAAUGGGAGAAUACCUGAGAGUAUAUGCAACUGCACUGAAUUGUUGUCUGUAGACCUCAUCAACAACAGUCUCACAGGGAAAUUACCGUCUGAAAUUGGUAAUUUAGCUAAUCUUCAAUCGUUUGUAGUGUAUAAAAACAAUUUGGUUGGUUUAGUUCCAACCUCCAUUGGAAUGUUGACAGCUCUGCAAACCCUUGAUCUGAGCGAAAACCAGUUAUCUGGACUUAUACCAUCAUUAAUUGGCAACUUGUCAAGUUUAGAAAUUCUUCAGCUAAAUCAUAACACUCUUUCUGGGAAAAUCCCAUCUGAACUUGGCCUCUGCAUCAAGCUUGUUACCUUGGAAAUGUACACUAACCAAUUCAGUGGAAGCAUACCUCCUGAGCUUGGAAAUUUAGAAAACUUGCAAAGGCUCAGAGUGUAUAACAAUCAGUUGAACUCCAGCAUACCAGCCUCAUUGUUCCACCUGAAGUCGGUAACUCAUUUAGGACUCUCACAUAAUGAGCUAACUGGUAAUAUUCCUCCCGAGUUGGGAUCUUUAAUGUCGCUACGAGUGCUUACCCUCCACUCAAAUAGGUUGUCGGGGGAGAUUCCAUCAACUUUAACAAACCUGGCAAACUUGACAUAUUUGUCUUUGAGCUUUAACUUAUUGACCGGAUCACUUCCAUUUGAACUUGGGUUACUCCAUAAUCUGAAGAAUCUAACUGCAAGUAAUAACCUCCUAGAGGGGUCUAUUCCAUCCAGCAUAACAAAUUGUUCACACCUUCGUGUUUUAACCCUCACUUUUAAUAGAAUAACAGGUAAAAUACCAAAAGGGUUAGGGCAGUUGUCCAAUCUUACAUUUUUGUCUUUGGGUUCAAACAAGAUGUUGGGGGAUAUUCCUGAUGAUCUCUUCAACUGCUCAAUGCUUGAAGUUCUAGAUCUGAGUGGUAAUAAUUUUAGCGGAAAACUCAAACCAAUGAUUGGCAGAUUCUCCAAACUUCGGGUUCUAAGAGCCCAUAGUAAUUCAUUUCUUGGGUCCAUCCCACCAGAGAUUGGUAAAAUGAGUCAACUGGUAGAUUUAGUGCUUCACAAAAACAGUUUCUCAGGUGUGAUACCACCAGAAGUUUCAAAGCUUUCGAACCUCCAGGGCCUUUCGCUGGCUGACAACAAGCUGGAAGGUGAACUUCCUGUGCAAAUUUUUGAGCUUAAACGUCUCUAUGAACUCCUGCUGCAGAACAAUAAUUUCAUCGGUCCAAUACCCAACCAUAUAUCCAAACUAGAAUCACUUUCGCUCAUGGAUUUGAGUGGAAAUAAGCUUAAUGGUACAAUCCCAGAGAGCAUGGCAGGCCUCCGCAGACUGAUGACCUUAGAUCUUUCACACAACCUUCUUACCGGAACUCUUCCUAAAACGGUAGUUGCCAGCAUGCGAAGUAUGCAAUUUUACAUGAACGUUUCAAGCAACUUGCUGGAUGGAGUGAUCCCUGAUGAGAUUGGCGUGUUAGAAAUGGUUCAAGCAAUUGACAUGUCAAACAACAAUCUAUCAGGCAGCAUUCCCAGAUCCCUAGGUCGCUGCAAAAAUUUAUUCUCACUGAACCUAUCAGGGAACAUGCUGUCUGGUCCUGCUCCAGGUGAAACGCUGACCAAAUUAAGUGAGCUAGUAUUCUUGAACCUCUCACGGAACAGAUUAGAAGGCGAACUUCCUGAAAUGACAAGUUUGCCACAUCUUAGCUCUCUUGAUCUUUCACAAAACAAGUUCAAGGGAAUCAUUCCCCAGAGUUUUGCCAAAAUGCCUGCACUAAAAUGUCUCAAUCUUUCUUUCAACCAACUUGAAGGUCACAUUCCGAAGGGGGGUGUAUUCAACAAUAUAAGGUCCGCGAAUUUACAGGGAAAUCCAUCUCUAUGUGAAACAGAGUUUCUCAGGCCAUGCAGCAUCAAAAGCAACCAAACAAGUUCUCAUUCCAAGAAAACCUGGAUCAUACUUGGAUCUGCUUUGCUUUUUAUUCUUCUUCUCUUGGGAAUAUUUUUAUUUCAUCAGUACAUGAAGAGGAAGCGAAAAGUGACUGACAUGGAGGAUACAAAUCCACAGUAUACCUCAGCACUUGGCCUCCAGAGAUUUUAUCAAAAGGAUUUGGAACAUGCUACCGAUAAUUUCAGUUCAGAAAACAUUAUUGGAGCCAGCAAUUUAAGUACUGUGUACAAAGGUACACUGGAAGAUGGGAAGAUUGUAGCAGUUAAAAAACUGAAUCAUCAGUUCUCAGAAGAAUCAGGAAAAUGCUUUGAUAGGGAAGUCAAGACUCUGAGCCAACUCAGACACAGGAACCUGGUUAAGAUGAUUGGUUAUGCUUGGGAAAGCAAGAAGCUAAUGGCUGUAAUUUUAGAACACAUGGAGAAUGGGAACUUGGACAGUAUUAUUUAUGGUCAACUGGCAGAUGAGUGGACAUUGUCUAAUAGGAUUGACAUUUUAGUUUCAGUAGCAAGUGGGUUGUCAUACCUGCAUUCAGGAUAUGAUUUUCCAAUAGUGCACUGCGACUUGAAGCCUUCAAAUAUUCUUCUGGAUGAAAAUAUGGAAGCACAUGUGAGUGACUUUGGGACAGCUAGGAUGUUAGGUAUUCAUCACCAGGAUGGAAGAAGCACAUCAUCAGCAUCCACAUUUGAAGGAACUAUUGGUUACAUGGCGCCAGAGUUUGCAUAUAUGAGGAAAGUGACCACAAAAGUAGAUGUAUUUAGCUUUGGUGUAAUCGUGAUGGAGAUCAUAACUAAAAGAAGGCCAACAAGUCUUACAGGAGCAGAUGAAAUACCAAUGACUUUGCAUCAAGCUGUUCAGAAUGCCCUUGCGAAUGGCAUAAACAAGAUAGUCCAGAUUGUGGAUUCUAAUCUAGCUUCAUACGUCGCCAAGAAACAGGAGUUAAUAGAGGGACUUCUUAACUUGGCUUUGUCCUGCACCUUUCCUGAUCCUGAAGACAGACCUGACAUGGAGCAAGUUCUGUCUUCUCUUGUAAAACUAAGUAAGAUGGAGUGCAUGCAUUAACGUACUUAUGUGGUAAAUGAUAAAAUUUGAUGUAGAUAGUAGAAGAAGCUGGAGUAUAUCAAACUUAAUGUGAACCACCACCAAAUUUCCCUUGGUGGCUAAUUGAACUAGUCCACAAAUAGAACUUAAAUAUACAAGACAUAAAUGACAUCUCGAGUAUUCCCAUUUCACUAGAGGGAUAUCCUGGAAUUGUCACGUUAAAUUAAUUUGAAGUUGACUUGCAUCAUGAACUUGAACAACAUAUUCAAGAAUACUUCACAUUAAUUCCAACUAAGGAGCAAAAGACUAGAUCUUUACGAAGUACAUUUAAUAGAGUCAGUGAGAGGUUGAUUGAUAGACCAAAGUGCCAAUGAUUUCUAUCACUAAAAAUUGUCUACAGGAAACGAGUAAACUUUUGAACACACAUAUAUAGAAGUGAAAUUGCGAUAACUCAAUAAAGGCCUUAAUAAGCCAACAACAUUCUAGAAAUUUAUUUACUAGAGAGGGAAAAAUCAACCUCGUCAACUGGUGGAUCAUUAUGCAAGAACUCAUCAACGGUAGACGGGAACUCAAAUCUAUCAACACCAUGAGAAACCUCUGAAUGAAUAAGAGCAGCUUUGCCUAAAAGCAGAUGAGCCAACCUGAACGAUUCUCUCCGCUCUCCACUAUUCCUAUCCAUAAAAUGCUCAAUCCAACCUUGUAACCUCUCCACUUCUUUUUCACUUUUUGGUCCCUUAACCCCAACAACCUUUCCAUAAAAUGCAUCAUCACAACCAAAUUCCACUUCCAUCUUCUUGGAUCCCUCCCUUUUACGAUCCGUUAAACCCAAUAGCUGCAUCAACAGUUGAAUCUCAUCAACCCCAUCGCCAUCAGCUUCAACCACACCAACUCUUUCUUGAACUUGUUUAGGACUUAUGUGAGGUGGGGUUUCUUGGUCAAGCGGGGAAUUAGAGAGAAACCGAAGUGGGGUUUCGCUUUCUUUGAGGUUUGUGUUGCUGGUGAUGGAGUCAUCACAGUUGAGGUACAAUGGGCUCAUCAGAGACUGGGUCGGUGUGUUGAUAGCUUCUUUUUGAGAUGGGUUGUUCUCAAGUUUCAAUCUUUUCUCCAAUUGUUUGAGAGAA